This is a messenger RNA of Caenorhabditis briggsae, 786 nucleotides long. It is a transcript of the gene Cbr-fog-3, whose product is annotated as Protein CBR-FOG-3. The record is from RefSeq and is a predicted model, not a curated record. Gene Ontology annotation, biological process: regulation of gene expression. Gene Ontology annotation, molecular function: transcription corepressor activity. Lineage: Eukaryota; Metazoa; Nematoda; Chromadorea; Rhabditida; Rhabditidae. The coding region runs from base 1 to 786 and encodes 261 amino acids. Gene Ontology annotation, cellular component: nucleus; cytoplasm. The transcript is spliced from 7 exons.
AUGUACACAGAAGUAAAGGAGCUCGUCAAUUUUGUAUGCCGAUACAUGUUUGGAAGAGUUCCGCGAAGAGCAACCGGAAUUUUCGCGGCUGAGCUUGGAAACUGCCUCGUUGCGCAGUUCUCCUCCUCUUGGGAUAUCAAGAAUCCUAGAAAUGGUCAAAUGGAGAGAAUGAUUUUCAUCAAGUGUGGAGCAGACGGAUCUUCGAAAUGCUUCGAAGGUUGUGCUGCCGAAUCGGGGCUUCGAGCCGACGAAGUUCUUGAAAACAUGCCAACUCAGCUGCGCAUCUUUGCCAAUCCAGGACUUCUCUUCUAUCGUGCUACCGAGAAUGGAGUCGAUGUUCCAAUCUGGAAAGGAGACGUGAAUACUGAUUCACACUAUCAGCCAAUUCCAGAACACAUCGUGAGAAUUGCUUCUCGCAAAGCUGACUCCUGCAGCAACCUCGGUGGAGCAGGAAAACCAGUUCUGUUGAAUAAAAAGUUUCCAAUCGACGACUUGGCUGUGCUCGAACUGGUCAACAACAUGUACAUUCCACUCGCGUUGGAGAAGUGCGAUGAGAUCAACUCGAACCUCUCCCACAUCCGCGAGAAGUACCCAUUUCUGUUCACGUUCAAGCCAACAUCCGCUCAGACAUACUCUGGAAUUGAGUUCUCGCAGACGCGCUUUGGAUCGAGCAAGUCUCGUCAAGAUCUGCAGACCAUGGUGGGCAUCAAACAGCUCGUCAACUCAAAUCAGAACAAUUCCUAUUCUGAUCAAAUCAUUGAUACGCCCAUCUAUUCCAAUUACUGA